UACGUACAUAUACGCUAUCGUUAUAACAUUUAAGGCUAUCAAUAUUGAUAUUUUUCAAUUUCGUGACUACUGUUAUUGAAAUAUUAUAGUCAACUGAAAAUCGCAAUGAUAGACAGACACGGUUUGGUUCUACUGUCAUUAUGUUUGGGACUAAAUGCUUUUCUAAUAGACUAUUCUUUCGAUCAAAUAUGGCUAGGGCUUACAUCAAAAUUUAAAAGCAAAUGUGCGUCGGUAGGAGGACCCCAGGCUUAUUCCGAUUUACAGGUGGCUGUACGUGAUCUAAAUGGAUGUGCACCUAUUGAAUUCAACAAACCCGAUACGAUAUGUACAGAACAACGGGGCAAAAGCUACAAGUGUUACGAGGACUUCUUUGAGAAGUUCCAAAAGUGUAUAGAUCCACAAGAAGUGUAUAUAAAGAAUCUAGUUCUCUUUGCUCACAACAUCACGUUCGACAAUAAUUGCAGAGACGAGGGGAAUGACUUAUUGGUGAAGAGAUCUAAGUUUCAAAAGAGUUCAUGCCACAAACAUGGAGGGGAAAUCUUCAGAGUAUUUGUAAAGACGUGCGCCCAAGAGCUGAGUAUAGUACGGAAUCUUUACAAACGCGAUGACGUCAUUACGGAAACGGACCUUUGCAAUGAUAUUGAAUCGUUGGCUAAAUGUGAUAUUAACGUGUCCAGAUUUUGCGAGGAUUACGAUGAUUUCCAAAAUUUCUUGCAGAUCGUAUUUGGUUCAUACCAGGAAGCAUGCGUUUAUAAUUUAGAAGAAAAGAAGGCUAUACAAGAGUUAACUAAGAAAUUAUCUGUCAACAUGUAGUAAUCAAAAACAUCCUUUUAAUAUCUAAUAUACAUAUACAAAUUAAUAAUA
This is a messenger RNA of Photinus pyralis (common eastern firefly), 864 nucleotides long. RefSeq lists its product as uncharacterized. The record is from RefSeq and is a predicted model, not a curated record. The transcript is spliced from 5 exons. Bases 106 to 813 code for a protein of 235 amino acids. Lineage: Eukaryota; Metazoa; Arthropoda; Insecta; Coleoptera; Lampyridae.